AUGUCUAUAUCAAGUUUUGAAGAACUGCUAACCAAAAUAGUGCCUCGUAUACAGAAGAAAUACGUGUUCAGGAAACCUGUUGGGCCCAUGGAAAUGCUAGGCUUAACUAUAAGAUUUUUGGCAACAGGGAAUUCAUUCAGAGAUAUGGAAUUCACAGAUUAUCGUGGAAAAUCUACAAUUGGAAAAAUUGUACGAGAUGUUUGUCGUGCUAUAUGGGACAUUCUUUUAAGUGAAAGUAUACCGAAAAUAUCCGAAGAGCGAAUUGAAAAAAUAGCUAAGGAUUUUGACGUAAAAACAAAUUUCCCGAAUUGCAUGGGGGCAUUGGACGGGAAACACAUCCGAAUAUGUAGUCCUGCCCACAGUGGGUCCCUUUUUUUUAACUAUAAAAGUUUUAACUCUAUAGUCUUGCUGGCACUGGUGGAUUCUAAGUAUAGAUUUGUAUAUGUUGAUAUAGGAUCGUAUGGAAAGGAAUGUGAUUCCACCAUUUUCCACAAUUCAAAACUAUACGAAUUAUUAUUGCAAAAUCGACUUCCCAUACCAGCGCCAAAGCCUUUACCGGGGCUCCAAAAUUCAGUUCCCUAUGUUUUUAUCGCUGAUGAAGGCCUACCGUUACUUAACAAUCUAAUUCGUCCAUACCCAGGGAAGCAUCUCAGAGAAGAACAAAGGGUUUUCAACUAUCGUUUGAGUCGAGCAAGAAGAUAUGUCGAGUGUGCUUUUGGUAUUUUCGCAAAUAAAUGGCGAGUAUUUCAUCGGCCCUUAAAUGUUCAAUAUAAUUUUGCGACCGACAUUAUCAAAGCAUGUUGUGUUUUACACAAUUUUGUUGUAAGUCGAGAUGGAGUUAGAAAAUCAGAGGAGUUAUAUAUUGACGACUGUUUUUUGAACCUUCCACAAACAGCAGAUGACGUUUCCUUAACAAAUCCUGUCAAUAUAAGAGACGAAUUUUGUAAAUACUUUAAUAGUGAUGUCGGUGCGCUUAGUUGGCAACUAAGCAAAAUAUAACUAAAGUUGGGUCACGGAUCGAACCCACCAAAUGUAUUGAGUGUGUGUAAAUGGCAAGUUCAUAAUAAUACUAAGCAUUAAUGCAUUGAUUUCACUUUGAUGUUUAUUGUAUUCACUUUAUUAAGUUAAAAAGAUAAAUAAAUAGGUAGGUAUAUACUCACCGAGUUUCGUUUUUUCUUUAUUGUCCAUGCUGUCGAAUGAUGGAAAAAUAUUUAGGCAGACAUCUUUCCACCCUUCUGUUUUUAAAUUUUUAUUCUUAUAAUCCUCCUUUGACUUGUCCCAGAGAACGGGACGUGCUUCCACUAGUGAAAUCAAAAAGUCUAAAUCUAAAUCGUCCGCCAUUUUAUGCAAAAAAAAUUACCACGUGCGCACUAUGCAACUGACAACACAAUAAUGAGCACGUCGGUACACGACGCCGUGGCGCGGCACGGCGCCGCGCCAUCUGCCGGCGGCGGUGCCGUACCGUUGCACGGCAAACGGCGCCGCACCGUAGA
Molecule: messenger RNA, 1493 nt
Organism: Amyelois transitella
Lineage: Eukaryota; Metazoa; Arthropoda; Insecta; Lepidoptera; Pyralidae
Exons: 2
Coding region: 1-999 (332 amino acids)
Source: RefSeq, a predicted model, not a curated record